This is a messenger RNA of Schizosaccharomyces cryophilus OY26, 1053 nucleotides long. RefSeq lists its product as uncharacterized. NCBI's taxonomy places the organism in Eukaryota, Fungi, Ascomycota, Schizosaccharomycetes, Schizosaccharomycetales, Schizosaccharomycetaceae. The transcript has 6 exons. The record is from RefSeq and is a predicted model, not a curated record. Bases 226 to 540 code for a protein of 104 amino acids.
UCGCACUAUACAAUUUCCUCAGCGACUCUGCAAAACAGUUACUGUUAGAUUUAGACUUGAGACACCCUCCAAAAACUGCAUAUCAGCUUUUGUAAUAUCCUUUUUUCUAUUUAAAAAUAUUUAAAGGUCAGCAAAAUUUAUCACUCGCAGACAUCGAAUAGCAACUCUUGAUAAUCCUUUCCAUUGCUCCUCUGUCCUUUAUUAGGUUAUAACGCAGCAUCCAAAAUGACUCCUCCUCCAUCUGAGAUGCAUAUCAUUUUAUUAAUUCAGGAAGGUUCUGAUCCCAAAACUCGUAUUUGGAGUGACCAUUGCAGUGUACGAUCGGCCAUUGAAUAUAUAAUUGGCGUCUAUUCUACUGGUCAAGAACAUCCAAACAGAGAACCAAUGGAUAUCUCUCGUUUCUACACAUUUUUUGACGAUAUUUACGAUUGUGUGCCUCUGGUGUACGACCGUCAUUUCCGUGCUUAUAUUCCUCACGAUAAGCAGUGGCUACUGUUCCAAGCCCAAGAAUACAUUAAGACAAACAAGCCAGUUGUUUAGAAAAUAGAAAUGGAUGUUCUCAAUAUUGGAUCUUCUAAUGUCGCCUACUGAUUAUCCUUGUAGUUUUCCUUAUUAAGUGAACUGCUGAACUGCAACUUUUAGAAUAAAAACGCAUAGGAAAUCCAUCCAUCGUUGUUUGUUGAUUUUGUAUUCCAAUGUUUUUUAUUAUUUUUGUUACUCUUGCUCACAAAAAGCUUAGAGUGCAAGCCGGCAUCGGAUUCUAUUUUUCACCAAUUGUUUUUCUAUGUGGAUGAGCGAAAGUUCAUUUGCUUCUUAAUUAAUGAAGGUUCAUAAAUAAAAUAGAUGUAUUUUUGGAACGCGUACAAUCGCAUAAUUUUUCUUCUUUAGGGACAUCUCUUGCAACAACCAUAUUGCACACCAAGGGUGCAGAUGCUCUCAUCUUUUUCUAUUGAAUGAAAAUCUCUUACGUUCAUCAUGCGACUAGAUACUUUAACUUGCUUAUGUUUUCUUUUUGUUUACAUCUGAUAAAAUUUUACGUCCUUUAUUUCCUUC